Messenger RNA from Effrenium voratum, 468 nucleotides. NCBI's taxonomy places the organism in Eukaryota, Dinophyceae, Suessiales, Symbiodiniaceae. The record is from the annotation of a GenBank genome assembly.
AUGGUGCCUUUCAAAGCUGCAGCUCCUUGGCUAGUCUGCAGCUCCUUGGCUAGUGUGACCAUCCCCGGCUCAGUGACCCAGAUUUGCGAUUGUGCCUUUAAAGACUGCAGCUCCUUGGCUAGUGUGACCAUCCCCGACUCAGUGACCUGGAUUGGCGAUGGUGCCUUUCAAAGCUGCAGCUCCUUGGCUAGUGUGACCAUCCCAGACUCAGUGACCCACAUUGCGAAAAAUGCCUUUGAAAACUGCAACUCCUUAGCUUGUGUGACUGUCCCUGAUUGCGUGAUUGAGGAGGAUGCCUUCGCAGGAUGCAGUGCUUUGACUUUGGUCGUUCCCAUAUUUGGGCGAAGGUUGAGGGUUGCCGCCCUGACGGGCUGCAAGCAGAUUCAAGCAAAAGAAUGUGCAUGUCAAGAGUGCGAGUACAAGUGGUUUCUGAAUGGCUGGGUGUGUCCUCGACGGUGGGGAACUUGA